GGGGAAAAGUGGGGCUGCCCGAAGUUGACGCUAAUUAUAGGCUGAACUGUAUUCACGUCGCCGCCGCACUUCUUUAUCCAGCUGUGUUCUCGCGUGUUUUUUUUUUCCCUCUGAAACCAGCCGCUUUUAAUUCCGCCGAAGUUUCGCCGAGACCACAGUGAGGCUACGUCUGUACAACAGUUUCCCAUUUUCAUUAUAAAGACCUAUUUUCCAGAUGAUGUUGACAGGAGACGAACCAAUAACAACCCGGCCUGCUUUUAUUCAGGUACUUUUGGACUGCUGAAGUUUCGGGUCACCUAAAGCAGACUUCACUUCCUCAUCAGGGCUUGAUGUAUGUGUGGUGUUUUUUUUUUGCGCUUCGACAUUGUUGCUUUGAAUGAGGAUUUGCCUGAUGUCGUUCAGAUGAAAACGGACGUGGGAAAGUAAACAAAUCACCCCGUUUUGGCCUUACAUCUACCGGGAUUGAUUGCGAACAGGUACUGUAUGCGUUUGUGGGGGCGUGUACCAGCUCUAAUGGUAGCAUCUAGAGAAAAUCUCCUGUGACAGGAUUCAACCGCCUCACCAUGACAGAGGUCCAGACUCCGUGGCCGCAGGGCACAGAGUGUGUGGCCAGGUACAACUUUAAAGGUACAUCAGAGCAGGACCUGCCCUUCAACAAAGGAGAUGUGUUGACUAUUGUUAUUGUCACAAAGGAUCCAAACUGGUACAAAGCAAAAAAUGCUGCAGGUCAGGAGGGAACAAUUCCAGCCAACUAUGUUCAGAAAAGGGAAGGUGUGAGAUCUGGAGGCAAGCUGAGCCUAAUGCCAUGGUUUCAUGGGAAGAUAACGCGGGAACAGGCAGAGCAGUUGCUGAACCCUCCUGAAACAGGCCUGUUUUUGGUGCGAGAGAGCACCAACUUCCCCGGUGACUACACCCUGUGUGUGAGCUGUGAUGGCAAGGUGGAGCACUACCGCAUCAUCUACAACAACAGCAAGCUAACUAUCGAUGACGAGGCCUUCUUUGAAAACCUCAUGCAGCUGGUCGAGCACUACACCAAAGAUGCAGAUGGCCUGUGCACCAAACUAAUAAAGCCAAAGGUGGAGGAGGGGACGGUGGCCGCUCAGGAUGAGUUUUCCAGGGGUGGCUGGUCCAUGAACAGAAAAGAACUCAAACUGCAGCAGGUUAUCGGCAAAGGAGAGUUUGGAGAUGUAAUGGUGGGAGACUACAGAGGGACUAAAGUAGCUGUGAAGUGCAUAAAACACGAUGCCACAGCGCAGGCCUUUAUCGCAGAAGCUUCUGUCAUGACGCAACUCAGGCACAAUAACCUGGUGCAGCUGCUGGGAGUGAUUGUAGAGGAGAAAGGAAGCCUGUUUAUAGUAACUGAGUACAUGGCCAAGGGCUGUUUGGUUGACUACCUACGAUCCAGAGGCCGGACUGUACUUGGUGGAGAUGCUCUCCUUAAUUUUACACUAGACGUCUGUGAAGCCAUGGAGUACCUUGAAGCCAAUAACUUUGUCCACAGAGACUUAGCAGCCCGCAAUGUUCUGGUGUCGGACGACAACAUCGCCAAAGUCAGUGACUUCGGUCUGACCAAAGAGGCCUCUUCCACUCAGGAUACAGCAAAGCUUCCUGUGAAGUGGACUUCCCCAGAGGCCCUCAGGGAAAAGAAAUUUUCCACCAAAUCAGACGUUUGGAGCUACGGUAUAUUGCUUUGGGAGAUUUACUCUUUUGGUCGAGUGCCUUACCCGAGAAUUCCUUUAAAAGACGUUGUGCCGCGAGUGGAGAAGGGAUACAAAAUGGACUGUCCAGACGGCUGUCCUGAAGUGGUGUAUAACAUCAUGAAACAGUGCUGGAACCUGGAUCCUGCUGCUCGGCCAAGCUUUCAGAUGUUGAAGGAGUGGCUUCAACAUAUCAACCAAGGGAUGGGAAAAAAACAAUGAGAGAUUUGUGAGAAACAGACACCAAACUGACUUUCUUCCUCCUUCAUUUAGGCUACCUGGACAAUAACCUAGGGUUAACUCAAAAGACGUUAGGUUAAAUUAUUUGGCAAAAAAUCUAAAACUUAACUUUUGAAUAUUGCUCACGAACUGUCGACAGUUAUGUUUCUGAGCUUUGUCCCUCAACACAAGCUGUUCAAAGUUCAGUGGAGCAACUUGCCCCGUUUUCCUGCGUACGGUUAUCAAGAGUGAAUAAUUAACUGUCAUAUUGAGAAUCUUGUCUGAAAACAUUGUGCUGCCUUAGUGUCACCGUGCCUUAACCUUUUGUAUCCUGUAAGUGAUAUCCUUUGUCAUUUUGAUGCCAUCUUUUGUUUUAUGAAAAUGUAGACACUUCUUGCAUUCGACUGACUUUACUUGAUCCAUUACAUCUGUUUGAAAAAGGAGAGACCCUUCACUAGCAGGAAUACAACUUUGAUAUGGAAUAUACCCGCUGUAUUAUUUUUGAGUGUUUCCAGGUACACCAUUGUACAUGAAUGUUGAAUUAUUUUUUUUUUUUAAAUGACUAAGUUAAAAUAUCUUUAAUUAUGCAGCUCUAUUUUUUUGAUUGUUUUAUCAUUUGAAAUGUUUUAUGCCUACUUUUUUAUUCCUCUUGUUGCCAAACUCGAAGCACAAGUUUAGACAAAGGUCACCUUUACUACUGAUGAUGCAAACACGCCACCCCAGUACGUAGUCAAUGCAUAUGCAGAAUAUAUGCCAUCCAACAUCAAUAAAUGUUUCAUUGUAGGAAUGUUUGGAUUCGACCAAAAUGUCAGGAUUUUGUACGUAUUGAAAUAAAGAGAAUGUUAUUAAAUUGACCGUAUUUCUAUUUUUUAAUAAAUAAAAUAAUAACA
This is a messenger RNA of Labrus mixtus (cuckoo wrasse), 2806 nucleotides long. RefSeq names its product tyrosine-protein kinase CSK-like. The transcript has 13 exons. Gene Ontology annotation, molecular function: protein tyrosine kinase activity; ATP binding; protein binding. The record is from RefSeq and is a predicted model, not a curated record. NCBI's taxonomy places the organism in Eukaryota, Metazoa, Chordata, Actinopteri, Labriformes, Labridae. Gene Ontology annotation, biological process: regulation of Fc receptor mediated stimulatory signaling pathway; protein phosphorylation; adherens junction organization. The coding region runs from base 564 to 1919 and encodes 451 amino acids.